Messenger RNA from Asterias rubens (European starfish), 2577 nucleotides. Its product is annotated as U4/U6 small nuclear ribonucleoprotein Prp4-like. Gene Ontology annotation, molecular function: U4 snRNA binding; U6 snRNA binding; protein binding. Gene Ontology annotation, cellular component: U4/U6 x U5 tri-snRNP complex. Bases 127 to 1617 code for a protein of 496 amino acids. The record is from RefSeq and is a predicted model, not a curated record. The transcript has 15 exons. NCBI's taxonomy places the organism in Eukaryota, Metazoa, Echinodermata, Asteroidea, Forcipulatida, Asteriidae. Gene Ontology annotation, biological process: mRNA splicing, via spliceosome.
UCCAUGAAUGCAAGUAACAUGUUUUCGAAACGUUUCUGAGUUUUCAAUCCUAUUUCAUUCAGUUUUUCUCUCAGGUGAAGGGACCACUGUUCAAGUAAACGGUAAGUUAUAACUAAAGCUCUCAGAAUGUCUGACGACGAGGCUACCCCCGUCUUUAAGAGGCAGAAAAUUCAUUAUGGCACACUGGAGGACAGGCUAAGAGAGGAAACUUCAAAGGGAUCCUUCCAGGCCGGAACCGAAGCUGGCAACAUUAGCGUCUCGUCUGGUGACACCUUUGACCUUGAGGAGCACGUCAGCGAACAGCGACUGGAGCUUCUUGCUGAAUUUGAAAGAAGAAAAAAGCUUCGUCAGAUCACUGUUUCUACCGAUGAUGCAGUGGUUAAAGCUCAGCUACGACAGAGAGGGGCACCAAUAUGCUUGUUUGGAGAGGAUAAGGCCGACAGAAGGGAGAGGUUGCGUCAAUUGCUUGCUGUCGCUGGAGACGAUGAUUUCAGCCGACAUCAAAUUGAAGAAAUUGCGAAAGAGAAAAAGAAAGAGGAGGACCAAAAGACCUGGUACCACGAGGGACCGGAUAGUCUGAUGAAAGCUAGACUAUGGAUUGCAGAGUAUUCAUUACCAAGGGCAGAGAAGAGGAUACAGGAAUCCAGACUCGAUAAGAAUAUUCCAGAAUCCAAGAGGAAUGCCAAGACUCAAGAGCUUCAUCGUCAUCUUAGGUCCCUGACAGCUAUAGGGAGUCAAAUCGGCGACACACGACCCAUCUCGUACUGCCAGUUCAGUCCAAAUUCUCAGAUCUUAGCAACUGCAUCGUGGAGUGGAUUAAUCAAGUUAUGGUCAGUUCCAGACCUGAAAGGAAUCCGAACACUCCGAGGUCAUAAUCAUAACAUCGGGGCCGUUGUAUUCCACCCUAAAGCUACGGUAUCCCUGGAUGAUCAAGCAUGCUGUAUGGCAUCCUGUGCAGCUGAUGGUAGCGUUAAACUUUGGAAUCUAGUCAGUGAUGAGCCAGUUGCCAACAUAGAGGGCCAUGCAGCUAGAGUAGCUCGUCUCGCCUACCAUCCAUCCGGGAGAUUUCUAGGAACAACAUGUUUUGACAUGUCAUGGCGCUUGUGGGACCUCGAAGCACAAGAUGAAAUUCUUCACCAAGAAGGCCAUAGCAGAUCAGUAUAUUCCAUUGGAUUCCAGUGUGAUGGUUCACUGUGUGCUACCGGUGGAAUGGAUUCAUUUGGUCGCAUUUGGGAUCUUAGAACAGGACGAUGCAUAAUGUUCAUGGAAGGCCAUCUCAAGUCUGUCCUGGAUGUCAGCUUCUCCCCAAAUGGGUAUCAAUUGGCAACAGCGAGUGAGGAUCAUUCGGUCAAGUUGUGGGAUCUGAGACAACGGAAAUGUCUUUACACCAUUCCAGCUCAUAAUAACAUCGUGUCAGGGGUCAAGUUUCAAGGGGACUACUUAAUCAGCUGUUCCUAUGACAACACAGCAAAGGUAUGGGCACAUCCCGGCUGGUCACCUCUUAUGACCCUUGCUGGUCACGACAGCAAGAUCAUGUCAGUAGAUAUAUCAACCAAUGAACAGUACAUAGCAACUGCGUCAUUCGACCGAACCUUCAAGCUCUGGGCGUCAGAAUAAAGAACCAACAACUGGAGGUCGCACUAUCUCCAAUGAACUUCCAGCUUCAAGUGCAACACAACGACCCUUGACCUUUGACUGGAUCAAGAUAUGCCAGGUUUGAAAUCUUCCACUUGAAACCAUAAAAAAUUACCAGUUACACUGAUACAAAAAGUACUGUUUCAAAGAAAGGCACAAACUCAUGCCAACAUAGGUUAAGUUCAUGCGAGGGACUAAAGUCGACCAUUGCCUGGCGAUUUUGCCUGGUAAUCAUGAUGUAUUGUAUGUGUAGGUAUCCAUGGAAUAUUGACAAAAGGUUGAAAAAUGGCCGCCGCCCAAACUAAGUUAAAUGCAAUUUGUGAUACUUCAAGCCACCCAUACACAAUGGCAUUCACAUGUCUAUUGAGCCAAUUCACCCAACUUUUAUCGCUGUAAUAAACCUUGGUUGUGCCAUUUUUGGAGUCAGUUUACCUGUUUUACAAUUUAACUUCCAAAAUGGCGGACUAUAGGCAGACGGUUUCUGUGUGUAGUGUCAAUGCAAGUGGUCAUAACAGUGCCUUUUUUACAACCAUGACUUCAGAUUUAGGCUUGGGCCCCGUUAGUUAUUUUUACGACCCCGAACAAUAUAUUGACAAAAACGAGAGAGACUGCCAAAGAUAUAUUUGUAACUCAGUUGGUUGAGCAUCGACCGGCAAAUCUGGCGUUUUUUUUUCCAAUCUUUUUCACUAUCAUGUCAGCCAUUACAAGGUUCUGCCUGUGCACUGUGAGCUGCGAGUGAGAUUGUUUUUAGUUUACCCUUUCGGGGGGAACUGGCCUAUUAAUUUUAUCUUUUUGUACAUUGUUAAACAAUUUAAAAAAUACACAAAAAGGUCCAUUCAAAUUCAACAAAGACAAAUUUCUACAGUUAGUAGUACUUUUAUUAUCUUUUUCUGUAAAAUACAUUGAAACAUCUGUAUGUCAAUAAAAUAAUUUUUAAAAAGU